This is a messenger RNA of Diversispora eburnea, 167 nucleotides long. The record is from the annotation of a GenBank genome assembly. Lineage: Eukaryota; Fungi; Glomeromycota; Glomeromycetes; Diversisporales; Diversisporaceae.
CUAUCAACUUUCAGAUAAAUCUAUUAGUACAAUACCACAAUCAUGUCAUAACUUGAAAGAAUUCCAUUUUUACGGUUCCAAAAGUAUCGCUAAUCAGACAAUAAAUGAAUUAGAAAGGUCAUGUCCAAAAUUAAGAUGUCUCACAAUUUUGAGUAUUUAUUCAGAUA